AUGCGCCGCAUUCCCAGGUUACGCAAUCCCGCGCCGGCGGGCUUCGUGCCGUCGCAAAUACCCACCGGCGCUCUGCGCACGCCGGCCGCAGCCUCGAUCCCCCUCUCGUCCACGCUCUGCUGCUCGACCACGACGCGACACACCAGCACCAGCUACAACGCUCCGGGACGACCGCAGCAGCAACGAUACAUUUCUACCACCACAAUCCGCCGCUCUCAGGCCAAGCCGGAAGCCGGAACGCCGUCUGCCGCUCCCGCCGAAGAACACGACGAGCUCGCCGACCUCUCGGCCGACGACUUCUACCAGCCGUCGGCCGCCGAGAUCCCCACGCCGCUGGUCUACCCGCGCGAGGUGACCACGGCGCCGCCCGCGUCCGCCGUGGCCGACCCGUCCUACAAGCCGGCCGACACGGCCGAGGGGCUCGAAGAAGUCGGCGGCCUCGCCGACUGGUGGGACGACCCGGCGCACUGGGGCAGCGAGAGCGGCGUCGGCGGCUUCGUGCGCUCCACCGUCGCCCGGUUCGGCCCCGCCGAGAGGGUCACCGACCCGGCCGUGCUGGAGGUCCUCGCGCGCCGGGCGAUCGUGGAGGCGCUCGUCGUGGCGCGGUUCGCCGGCCCGCGGAAGCGGCACGCCGUCGAUCGGCUCUUCUCGCAUGCCCAUGCCCUGCACGGGCUGGGGAGGAUCAUCAAUGCGGAGAUCGUCGCUGGGGAGGACGGCGCGGCGACGCUGAAGUCGGAAAAGGACUGGCAGAGGGUCUGGGAUUUGCUCAAGGCGGCGGUGAAGAAGGCCAGGCAGCAGCAGCCGCAGCAGCAGCCGCAGCAGGAGCCGGAAGGGGAAGGGGAGCUCUCGAAGGCAGAGGAGAAGAAGGCGGAGGCGGAAGCGACGGAGGCGGAAGCGGCGGAGGAGGCGGAGGAGGCGGCGGACGCUGAAGCGCACCCGUCUGCCCCGCAGCUCACGCCGAAGAGGGCUCAAAAGUUCAUCCGGUCUUGGACCAGAGAGUGGAGGAAAGCCGAGCUAAGAGACCCGGUGGUCAAGUUCUUCGCUGCCAAGCGGAUCCAACAGCUAACGGGGCAUCGCAUCCCCGACGGCAAGCUGGUCGCCAUCCGCACCAUCGACAGCCUCCUCAAGCAGCUUGUCGAGCCGCCGAAGCCGAAGAAGCUCGCCGAGCUGGUCGAGGCCACCGGCGCAUUCAAGGGCCUGCCCAACGUCCGCGUGUUCCCCCGGAGAGUCACGCCGAUCGACAAGGAGAAGAUGGUUGGUCGCUGGAAGAUCAUCGUCAAGGAGCUCGAGGAGCGCAACCUGCCCGUCAUCGGCACGGGCGACUACGGCAAGGCGGUCGAGAAGAAGUGGAUCGAGGGCAAGACUGCCCCUUCUUCCCAAUCAGGAUUGUGGAGGGCGCCCAUAGGAGACUCCGGGCUCUUGGAGUUCGUCCUCUCGGUCGUGCCCGCCGACGAGCCACAACACCCCUUGAACAAGCAGGCGCUGCGCUUGGUCGGCAAUGCUUGUGCAGACUGCGAUGAGAACCGGGCCCGCGUGGUUGAGUCGGGAGCACUGCGCGGCUUCGUCAUGGGCUGCCUGAAGGAGGAUGCACUCCUGCGCUUCGCCAUCGCCGCCACGCUCAACGUCUGCGUUGACUACGAGCCCGCCCAGGCGCAGGCCUCGCAGGCUGGUCUCAACAAGGUCCUGGUGGACAUGGUGUCAGGGGACAGGCUCGCGUCGUGCAAGGACUCUCUCAGCCACAUCAUGACCAUCUUGGAGUUGCUCUGCAAUCAAGACUCCGAGCCCAAGGUUGCCGACCCCCAUACGCCUGCUCUGCUUCUGCGCCUGGCAACGAGCGCGAGAUACGAUUCCAAUCUGGACAGGUUCAUGGAGAUCUGUACCCCGGCACUGGCCUACCUCACUUUCCAGAACCUGCAGCCGGUAUUCUUGCAGAACGGCGGCAUCGAAUUGCUGCAAGUAGCCUUUCACCAGCUGUACACCCGCUUCGAUGUCGAAGAUCUCGAUCUCGACACCAGCGCCCAGCUCCAGCAGACCCUGAUUGCCUGGUUGAAGCUGCCCCCGACCCUCUCUGAGCUGCAGAUAGCAGCAUGCUUGUCCCUCGGCAACCUCGCCCGGUCUGACGGGUCAAGCACCGCGCUGCUCAGACACGUCCGGCUGCCCCUGAUCGAAAUCCUUUCCCUGGCGGUCCCACCAACCACCUCUCAGCGUGGCAAGCCCAGAACCCCUGUCCCUCGUCUCCAGCUUUUCCACGCAGCGCUGAGCUUCCUCAAGAACCUCGCCAUUCCCCCAGCCAACAAAUCCGACCUGGGUGCUACCGCUCUCCUCCAAGAACCCUCUGCCAUCCUCCCGCGUCUGUGGUCCUCGACCCGCACGCAACCCCAACUCCAAUUCGCCGCCGUCUCCCUCACCCGCCUGCUCCUCACCAACUGCCCUCCCAACGUCCGCUGGAUAUGCAAACCCGCCGGCCCCGAUUCUCCCCACCGAAGCAACCUCGCGCUGCUCGCCUCCAUCGCCGCCUCCGCCGACGAAGAGCCCAUCAAGAUCGAAGCCGCCCGCGCCGCCGGCCUCGUCUGCCGCGCCUUGCACGCGCCCUCUCCCGCGGCCGCCACCACCGCCACCACCACUACCACCACCACCACCACCAUCCUCGACCCAUCCUGGACCUGGCCCGAUCCCGCCCCAUCAUCAUGGUUACCAUCAUCAUUCAACCCUAAAGAAGCCCCACCCACCGCCGCCGCAGUCCUCACCCGCUUCUACGCCUCGCACGCCAACGAACUGACCACCUCCCUCGCCCUGCUCCUCACCCACCCACGCUUCCCCACCCUACGAUCCGAAGCCAUCUUCACCCUGGCCCUCAUGAGCCGCUCCGGCACCACCACCUCCCCCGCCAACCCCCCACACCCCGGGUCCUCGUCCUCCUCCCCCGACCUGUACCCAGGCGCACGCACCGCGCUCCAAGUCCUGCAGCACCCCGCCUCCUCCUCCUCCUCCCCCACCUCAGACGACGGUACCGCAGCGUGGCGCGUCCUGGCGGAAGCGAUAUCCGGCGCGGGAUCUGCAGAGGCCCGGGCUGUGGCUACGGCGGCGGCGGCGGAGGCACAGACUCUUCGGGGCCGCAAGCAGAGACAGCAGCAGGGGGGACAGAAGCGGGGAGGGCACGAGGAGAGCAAGGAGGAGGAGGAGGACGAGGACGAGGAAGGUAAAGGGUUGAAAAAAGGAGAUGUAGAUGUGAGCGUGGAGAGGCUGUCGCUGGAGCCGCAGCGGGUCGAUUCGAAGGUGGGGGCGGUGCAGACGGAAAAGAUGGAUCGCGAGAACGGGAUGGUGCUGGUGGCGGAGCUGCUGAGGAAGUUUCCGGAUGAGCUGUCGAGCAUGAAGGGGUCGCUGGAGGCGUUGCUGAGCAGGGGCGGUGAGCUGUUUGUGCAGGACCGCGCGCAGAAGCGUGAGUGA
Messenger RNA from Thermothielavioides terrestris NRRL 8126, 3447 nucleotides. RefSeq lists its product as uncharacterized. Lineage: Eukaryota; Fungi; Ascomycota; Sordariomycetes; Sordariales; Chaetomiaceae. The transcript is spliced from 8 exons. Gene Ontology annotation, molecular function: guanyl-nucleotide exchange factor activity. Gene Ontology annotation, cellular component: mitochondrion; cytosol. The coding region runs from base 1 to 3447 and encodes 1148 amino acids. The record is from RefSeq and is a predicted model, not a curated record. Gene Ontology annotation, biological process: positive regulation of GTPase activity.